Messenger RNA from Scheffersomyces coipomensis, 603 nucleotides. RefSeq names its product NEDD8-conjugating protein. The record is from RefSeq and is a predicted model, not a curated record. The transcript has a single exon. The coding region runs from base 1 to 603 and encodes 200 amino acids. Lineage: Eukaryota; Fungi; Ascomycota; Pichiomycetes; Serinales; Debaryomycetaceae.
AUGUUAAAGUUAAGGGAGCAGCAAAGGAAGAAACAAGAGCAGGCAGCUGCUGCUGCUGCUGCCGCAAAAGCCAACGCUGGCGAAUCAAAUGGCACUAAUGGUGAAUCAUCACCAUCUUCAAGAGUCAGCAGUGCUCAAGCAUUAUUACAAAAGCAUUUAACAGAAUUAGAAUUACCAAAGAGUACCAAUAUAGAAUUUCCUGAUCCUAAGGAUUUCUUUAAUUUCAAAUUAGUCAUAAGUCCUGCUGGUGGUUAUUAUUCCAAGGGAAGUUUCACUUUCACAGUUGAAGUUACUCAAAAUUUUCCAUUUGAACCUCCAAAAGUAAAAUGUAAUAAUAAAAUCUAUCAUCCAAAUAUAGACUUGGAAGGUAAUGUAUGUUUAAAUAUCUUAAGAGAGGAAUGGCGUCCAGUAUUGAGUAUCAACUCGGUGGUUAUGGGGUUAAAUCAUUUAUUUUUGGAACCUAAUCCAAAUGAUCCAUUAAAUAAGCAAGCGGCUAAUACAUUUGUUAAGGAUAUAGAUCAAUUCAAGAGAAACGUGUCAAUAUCAAUGUCAGGAGGGUAUGUUGAUCGGGUAUACUUUGAUGAUGUCCGUUUUCGUCGCUAA